CUCUCUACUCUUCUGCUCUCCCCCAGUACGGAGAUCAGUUCAGCCAUCACACCAGUCCAUAACUAUUUCGACGCAUCUCCAGGCACAGUAUGACGGAGUGUGCCCAGUGGUGCAGCAUGUGAUGAUCCACGCCCGGAACGAAGGUUCCCUCAGCCAGAGCCGCAGCACAGGGAGGCGGGAACACUGCCCCCAUAGGCCACAUGGUGAGACCAUGGGCGGGGCAUGGCUUGAGCGCUCGCUGCGAUUCGGCAGGACCUUGAAGAAGUGUAGGACCAAGCGAGGAAGGAGAGGGGUUAAAGAGAUGCGGGAGAAGACGCCGGAACGGAAUAGGCGGCGGGGCAGGAAAUCAUAUCCCUUACGAGGAAGGGGAGGGUCUUCGGAGGAAGAGGGACUUAGCUGUCACGUUUUACUCACGCGGUUGGAGGAGGACAUCCAGGAGCAGGAGGACACCAAUGAGAGGGGGAAUGAUUCGCCUACCCAACCGCCCGUCAAACCUGAAUCCCCGAUCAAUAAACUGGGCAAAGGAAAAGGUGAAGCCAAGGGGAAACUCCUCGCGAAGAAGAUGAUUCGCAAAAUGAUAUCCAAAACCACCAGUGAUGUGCAGGAGUCGCCGUUUCCAGAGCCGCGUAAGCGACGUCUAGCUUCUCUCAACGCUGAGGCGGUGAACAGUCUGCUGUUGGAGAGACCCAACGAGACCCAGCCGGCUGGCAAACAGGCCAGGAGAGAGCAGGAGGAGCCCUCCAGCGGUGAGUCAACCCUGGGGACAGAACCAGCUAGUGGCGGGGUGGCCGGAGGUCCUAAAGCUCAAAGAGCCAGCAGCAGCAAGGCCUCCAUAUUGCACAAGCCUGAACUGUGCCGACGCUCCAAAAAGGCCAAGAAAGUCUCCAAGAAACGGACCAAACCAGAUAAAGGAAAGAAGAAAGAGACUGCGAUGAUGACUCUACAGAUGUUACACACCCCUGCUCCUCGACGGCUAGCCGGACUCAACGCUGCCGCGCUGCUAAAGUUAACGAGCACCUCCGCAACUAGCAAACAGCGAGUGAAACCAACAUCGACUACGACGACCGACUGCAAGACCACGAGCGCCGCAUCAGUUGAUGUGAAGCAGAAGCAACCGCGACUGAAUCUUAAACAGUGUGGCCGCCAGCCUAAGCAGAAGGGAAGGAAGUCGAUUCCAGAACAGGGAGGCUGCAAGAAGUCCAACUUUGAGCCCAAAGGGGAGUGGGAGUCUGGAGGUUGCACCCACAGGCUAACCAAACCAGGCUACCAGUCGCGCAGUAUGCUAGCCUACCCGCUGAAGCCUGUCGUCAAAGAGGAGCAGGUUGAGGCAGAGCUGAGACCGUACUACUGCUGCCCCCCAGAGGGUUCUGUGGAGUACUGCCACCGCCUAGCAUUGUUCCUGGGUCAGAAGGCCUAUGCUGACUCAGAAGAACGACCUUUAAACGCUGCAAUGACCCCUAUGAAGCGGGAGUGCCUGGUGACAUCGCCCUCCGUGGCCCACCCCCAUUCCCAUGCAGCCCUGACCCUCAGCCCCCACCCUUGCCUCUGCACCGCCGACCCCGCCUGCUUCUCCAGCUACUACGUCCACAUCGCACACCCCGGAGCUCCGUCGACCACCCUCAGCUCGAGACCUCUGAACUUUGGCACUUCGACAAUGUGUCCCGGCAUGGUGUCUGGGUCCAAGCUGCUGGGUCCUCCGGUGUCCCAUGCCUCGACACUGGCCCACCCUGCUUUCUGUGGCUCAGUGGGCUCGCCCUACUACAGCAAGGCCUGCCGUGUCAGCGGCUACACCUACAGAGCCAUGCAGCCGGUCAACAGCAGGGGGUGCUCUUUCUCCACAGGCUGUUCCGGGUUUACACACGGCCUCAAGACAGAGGGUUACUCCUCCCCCAAAGGCGACCACAGCCCCUCCCUCCUGGUCUCCCCCUCCCUCCCACUCUCUGGCUGCCCCCUCCACACCACCCCCUCCUCCACCCAGGCCAAGCCCCAUCUCCUCACCCCCCUGUCUGACCGCAGAGUGCCCCAUGCUAGACUGAAGCUGGCCAGGGAGUGCCCUCAGAGCACCAAGCCACCUAACGGUUAUCUGUCCAUGGGGAGAACCAGGCUGUCGCAGAAACAGCCAGCCCCGACACCCUGCCUGUCCCCAGCCAAGCAGAAGAGGGUCAGCCACCGACGGGCCACCAAUGGGUGGCUGCCUGUAGGAGUGCCCACGGAGAAAGAAGUGUUCAUUGCGGGGGAGGAUGAGAUGGCUUUGCGGCAGUGUUAUGAAGGAGUACAGAGAGACAGUGAAGUAAUACGUGUCAGAGACACAGUGCUGCUGCGCUCCGGUCCCCGGAAGAAGUCCCUGCCCUACGUCGCCAAGAUAUCGGCGCUCUGGGAGGAUCCCAAAUCUGGAGAGCUGAUGAUGAGCCUGUUCUGGUACUAUCGACCUGAACACACACAGGGAGGGCAAGACUCCAGUAUGCACUGUGAGAAAGAGAUUUUUGCCUCUCGGCAUCAAGACGAGAACAGUGUGGCCUGCAUCGAAGAUAGAUGCUAUGUUCUCCCACUAGCACAAUACUGUAGAUUUUGUGCCUUGGUGAAGCGGCGUGAAGAGGGUGCGCCCCCUGGCACUGCCAGAGUGGUCCCCUGCACCUCGGACUUCAACCCCCCCGACCACCGCCAGGUUCCUGCCAACAUCAACCCUGAACUAGUGUACCUCUGCCGCCACGUCUACGACUUCCGCUACGGACGCAUCCUCAAGAACCUGCAGUAGGGGGCAGCAGAGGACACGCAAACACACCCACACACACCCCUAGUGGAGCAAACACACUCCUACACAUGGGGCUGAAGGAUGAGAGGGGGAACCCCUGAAGUGUUUGACCCUUGACCCCUGAUAGGCACUCGGGUCAGCUGGAGGGAGGCUGAAGGAUCAAGUAUCGAAGGGGGACCACUGAUAUCUGAGUGGGUACCUUAGCCCCCUUUACAACUGUAGCUAGGGAGCGGAAGUUUUCGCUCCCUCAACUGGAGAACUAUACCGGCAUGGAGAAGGGAGAGGUGGAUUCUUUCACAGAGAUCUGUUCCUCCACACCACUUAAAGAGUUAAUGGUCCUGGUCCCCAUGUCCCGCUAUACAAUGUGCAUCAACAGCCGUGUUGGUGACCUAACAAGAAGAGGAGCUGUUAUAGCAGAGUGACACUGGGCUUAUCACGUCAUUGUUUUGAUGUUAGAGCCUGACGUAAUGACAACGUUCUUCUUCAUUUGUGUUUGUCUCUGAGGCAGCUGUGAUCGUGAGGGCACACACACACUGAGGUUUUAUAUUUGUGACGUAGUGGGUGGGUGUGUGUUCAGUCUGGGCUGCAGUGAAACCACAGGUGCAGGUUCACAAAGGAUUGCAGUGUUUCCCCUAUAUUUCCCCUGUGAUAAAUCGUGGCCGCCAAGAAAGUAUAUAAACUGCCAGUCAAAAGUUUGGACACACCUACUCAUUCAAGGGUUUUUCUUUAUUUGUACUAUUUUCUACAUUGUAGAAUAAUAGUGAAUACAUCAUAACAAUGAAAUAACACAUGGAAUCAUGUAGUAACCAAAAAAGUGUUUAACAAAUCAAAAUAUAUUUGAGAAUCUUCAAAGUAGCCACCCUUUGCCUUGAUGACAACUUUGCACACUCUUGGCAUUCUGUCAACCAGCUUCAUGAGGUAGUCACCUGGAAUGCAUUUCAAUUAACAGGUGUGCCUUGUUAAAAGUUAAUUUGUGGAAUUUCUUUACUUAAUGUGUUUGAGCCAAUCAGUUGUGUUGUGACAAGGUAGGGGUGAUAUGCAAAAGAUAGCCCUAUUUGGUAAAAGAACAAGUCAAUAGUAUGGCAAGAACAGCUCAAAUAAGCAAAGAGAAAUGACAAUCCAUCAUUACUUUAAGACAUGAAGGUCAGUCAAUCUGGAAAAUUUUGAGAACUUUGAAAGACCUUCAUGGUCGAAUUUCUGCAAAGAAACCACUACUCAAGGACGCAGAGUAUGUGAACAGAGGAUCUCCUUAUGUGUGGUUCCCUCCUCCCAAGCAUGGAGGAGGUGUGAUUAACAAUUAUUUAAUAAAUUUUAGAAUAAAAUAAAGUAACAAAAUUUGGAAAAAGGGAAGGGGCCUGAAUACUUUCUGAAUGCACUGUAUUAGGGAUGCACCGUUAUGACAUUUUUGCCCGAUUCCAAUAACCAUAAUAUUUUCCUUGCCCAAAAAACGAUACCGAUAUUUAACAUUUUAACGGCCUUUUAAGUAUUCUAGUACAGUUAAAUAGUUGAAACACACACACACAAGUUUUUGUUGGCAUUUACGUACAGUGUCUUGCAAAACUAUUCAUCCCCCCCCCCUAGGAGUUUUUCCUAUUUUGUUGCAUUACAACCUGUAAUUUAAAUAGAUUUUUAUUUGGAUUUCAUGUAAUGGAUAUACAUAAAAUAGUCCAAAUUGGUGAAAUGAAACUUGUUUAAAAAAUAUAUAUAUGUAAAAGUGGUACAUGCAUAUGUUUUCACCCUCUUUGCUAUGAAGCCACUAAAUAAGAUCUGGUGUAACCAAUUACCUUCAGAAGUCACAUAAUUAGUUAAAUAAAGUCCACCUGUGUGCAAUCUAAGUGUCACAUGAUCUGUCACAUGAUCUCAAUAUAUAUACACCUGUUCUGAAAGGCCCCAGAGUCUAACACCACUAAGCAAGGGGCACCACAGAGAAAGCGGCACCGUGAAGACCAAGCUCUCCAAACAGGUCAGGGACAAAGUUGUGGAGAAGUACAGACCAGGGUUUUGGAUAUAAAAAAAUGAAAUUUUGAACAUCCCAU
Messenger RNA from Oncorhynchus kisutch (coho salmon), 4788 nucleotides. Its product is annotated as bromo adjacent homology domain-containing 1 protein. Lineage: Eukaryota; Metazoa; Chordata; Actinopteri; Salmoniformes; Salmonidae. The coding region runs from base 122 to 2755 and encodes 877 amino acids. Gene Ontology annotation, biological process: negative regulation of DNA-templated transcription; heterochromatin formation. Gene Ontology annotation, molecular function: transcription cis-regulatory region binding; chromatin binding. The record is from RefSeq and is a predicted model, not a curated record. Gene Ontology annotation, cellular component: chromatin silencing complex. The transcript is spliced from 7 exons.